Molecule: messenger RNA, 1700 nt
Organism: Monopterus albus (swamp eel)
Lineage: Eukaryota; Metazoa; Chordata; Actinopteri; Synbranchiformes; Synbranchidae
Gene: snapc1b
Product: small nuclear RNA activating complex, polypeptide 1b
Exons: 10
Coding region: 116-1183 (355 amino acids)
Biological process (GO): snRNA transcription by RNA polymerase II; snRNA transcription by RNA polymerase III
Cellular component (GO): snRNA-activating protein complex
Molecular function (GO): sequence-specific DNA binding
Source: RefSeq, a predicted model, not a curated record
AUAUAUCUGUCAACCAUACGAUCUGGGUUUUUUUUUUGGCCCCAGUGGAAAUGAUACAAAUAUAGUCGUUUAUAAUGAAUAUGAAACCUAUGAGGUUUUAUUUUAACUUGUAACCAUGAAGCGGGGUGAGAUGGACUACUGUAGGAAACAGGUGAAGUCGGACUGUGAGGAGCUGCUGAGUCGCUUCCAGCGAGCAGAGUCUGUCCGCUUCGAGAUUUUCUCCAGAAUAUGGAGGGAAAUGAAGUUCUCGCAUAUUUUCUACGGCACCUUGAGGCGCGAGAAGCGACUGUUCAGUCGUUUGAUUCUGGACACGGCCUGCGUUUUCUUCCUGCCUCCGUACAGCUUCCAGAUCCGAGCGGGAGGACUUUACCUGCUGUACAGCCUGUAUCGAUGCCAGACCGCCUCCCCUUCAGAGCAGAUCCGCCUGGCGCUGAAAGACUGGGAGGACGUGAAGAAGUUCGAGAAAGACGCUGUGGACGCUCGGCACCUCGAUGUUGUGUAUAUCCUCCGACACCUGAUGUUCCUCAAAGCUUUCCACUUCACGGCCAUGCCGGGUCUGCUUGCUUUCAAGAAGAAGAGGAAAGGAGAGCACUUGGUGCCGUGUGAGGACUUCAUUGAGCAAACGUCUCGUCCCCAGGAGCUCAUCAACAUCGAGCUGCUGGAGGAAUUAACCCACAUUCACGAGGUGUAUGAGAAGCUGAAGACUUCUGUGUUUCUGACAGCAAAACGGACAGAUCCAUCUGUGAACCUGAUCCGCAAAGACCUGGUCCCUCAGUUACACAGCACUGUGAUGGACUUCUACAAGUGGCAGCAAAGGAAGGAUGGUCCAGAUCUAGAUGAAGACAGCAGUGAGGGAACAUCGUCUCAGCAGGAUUGUCCCAGAAGAGCCGAGCUCCUUGCCUCCAUCAAAUCCAAAGCAUAUGGACAGGCAGCAGAGGCCUCCAAAUCACGUCGUCAUCGUCAGGUGGAGCUGGAUUUCACUAGUAACGACACUGGAACCUCCAACACGCCAGCCCACUCCAGAACAAGCAAACCGUCACUCAAAGCCAGAACCAAUGAGAGUGUGCAUGUCUCAGGUGACAUGUGGAAAGAAGCAGCAGCGCCCACUCUGAUCAGUCGUCUCACCACACUCGACUUCGCUCCUGAAGAUAAACCAAAACCGUACAGAAAAUUCAAGUGGUGAUGACAGCGCACGAGUCGGCUGUCGUCCUGACAGCGUGUUUUACGGAUGAUGAGUCCAUGAAAAUGCUUACUUCUUAAUGUAAUAUUCUAGAACUUUGAAGGUUUCUAGCUACAGCCUGGAAGAAAAUGUGAAUGUUUUUAUGUUUUAAAAUUAUGUUUUUAGCAAAGUAGAACCUGUUAAAGAAAAGUAUAUUGUUGCAAAACUGCUUGUUUAUAACAGGACACAGCAAAAUGUAAACAGAUGCACAAAGUCAAAAGCUGAAAAAAUCCUUUUUUGCAGUGUUGCAACCAUCUCUUGUUGAAAAUUCCCUCUGUGUCUGAAUAUCUGAGUCUGCUUUGUCUGAGAAGAGUUGCCUUUUGCACAGGAGAUGUCUAAGUACGUUGUGCUUUUUUUAUGAGAGUAAAUUCAUUUAAACGUUCUUAAAAGGUUCCUCUCGCUCCGUGUUUUUUUCUCAGACAUGCCUGAAUUCUGUUCUGCAGCCUCUGGUGUUUAUAUUAAAACCUUUUUGUCAGACUAA